AUGAGCGUGACCAAGUUCAUCAAGUGCGUCACGGUCGGGGACGGCGCCGUGGGCAAGACCUGCAUGCUCAUCUGCUAUACCAGCAACAAGUUCCCCACGGAUUACAUCCCCACGGUGUUCGACAACUUCAGCGCCAACGUCUCCGUGGAUGGCAACAUCGUCAACCUGGGCCUCUGGGACACUGCAGGGCAAGAGGACUACAGCAGGCUGCGGCCACUGAGCUACAGGGGCGCAGAUGUGUUCGUGCUGGCUUUCUCCCUGAUCAGCAGGGCGAGCUAUGAGAAUGUUCUUAAGAAGUGGAUGCCAGAGCUUCGCCGAUUUGCGCCCAACGUUCCGGUUGUUCUUGUUGGGACCAAGUUAGAUCUCCGUGACCACAGAGCCUACCUUGCUGACCAUCCUGGAGCUUCGACAAUCACGACGGCACAGGGUGAAGAACUGAGGAAGCAGAUUGGUGCUGCAGCUUACAUCGAGUGCAGUUCCAAAACCCAGCAGAAUGUCAAGUCUGUCUUCGAUACAGCCAUUAAAGUGGUCCUUCAACCCCCACGGAGAUGGGAGGCAAUGCCUGCCAGGAAGAAAAACAGGCGUGGCUCCGGAUGCUCUAUAAUGUAA
This is a messenger RNA of Miscanthus lutarioriparius, 609 nucleotides long. NCBI's taxonomy places the organism in Eukaryota, Viridiplantae, Streptophyta, Magnoliopsida, Poales, Poaceae. The record is from the annotation of a GenBank genome assembly.